CAGGAAUGGCGACAAAUGGAUGCGUCCACAAGUCAAUUAAGUCGAUAAUGUGAUCCAGAUCCCGGGGCGUGGCUGUCGACACCAUGAUUUAGGUCGACUUUGUUCAUUAUCAUCAGGUCUUUCCGGCGAUUGAGAGAGCAUUCAUCUUCUUUUUUCACCAAGCGAAUAUUAUUCUUCCCUGGAAAAUUUAUGCGCUAUUGCCUCAAGGGGAUGCUGAAAUGCAUUCAUCCGUGGCGAGCCAUGGCCUGCUGGCGUCCAGUCAGCCUCUUCAUCAGCCACACCUAACCCUCGAUCCCUCUGCCGCAGCCACCGAACCUCCUCUUCACCAUUCCAUGUUACCUGUCCAGACUCAAACUCAAAUCCUCGCGCCUUCACCUGUUCGUCCUCUCGCCUCCAGAGUCGGCCCUCGAGCUCCAAGAAGUGAAGAACAACGUAUUGAAGAAGGUCGAUUACCACCAGUCAUGGAGCACCAAGAAAUGCCCAUCCAUCGCCCCAAUGGUUCAUCCUCUGGCUCCGACGAAGAUAUCACGCCUCCUUCCGGGUAUGCCUAUUCCAACCCGUCCUACGACACCUCGGACGGCACUGUAACCUACACACCCACUUCCUCCAUCUCUGCAUAUACUCCUUCUAGCAGUUUUUCAUCAAAUCUGCCAUCUUGGAAUUCCUACGGACCUAGACCAAGAGGUGGCAGUGGCGGUCCUCCUCCAUCAAACAUGGAUCGCUCUUUUUCAGGAGAACAACCUCCGCCGACUGACCUGCGUUCUUCGCGGCCAGUAGGCCCCUUGCGCACCCCGUCAAAUACCUAUGCUCCUCCUCGCCGCCCUCUACAAUUAUCCUCGUUAAACUCGAAACGCAUGCACUCGUCGCAGGCAAUGCGUAGCUCCAGAAGAGAUCCAAAUGCCCAAUACAAGGCGCAAGAGAAGGCUUAUGUUCAACGAAUGCGGCAACAACCUCCAGAUUGGCUGGAACAUGACCCUCGAACGCCCAGCAUUGGUUAUAGCACCGAUGAUGAAACCGACGAAGAAUCACCUUCCACCGACCACCCCUUUGAUGACCCCUAUGAUCCCGAGACAUUGAUGUUCUUGGGUAACGAAGAUAAUGUGCAACCAUCUGGAGAGGAAUUACAAAAUCCGCAGAACCGUGAGCGGCUCGAAUGGCAUUUGAUGCUUGCUUCCGUCCUCAAGGGCGACGUAGUCAGACAGGAGAAACAGCGUUUGAUCGGAACAACUGAACAGAAGACAAGGACAGAGAUUGGUUCAGAGAUCUGGAUUGGAGUCAGAGCCAAAUACUAUGGGCGGCCAUUACAGAUGCAGAAGAAAAUGAUCGAAGAGACCCGUUCCAACCUAGGCCCUACGAUUGAGAGUCUUAUUGCCUUCGAGAUCAAAGGCGAGACCGUGGUUGGGAAGUCGCCCAUGGAGCAAGUUGAGGAGGCUGUAUCCAAUAUCGAAAAGUGCGAAUGGGCAUAUUCCUCUAGAAGAGACCUGGGAGCAUCUCAGCCGCGGGCGGCAGCAGAUGCUUUUCGAGACAGCUGCAACGCCAUUUGUGCAUGGCACAAUAUCACUCAGUCAAUCAACACCGAGAUCGCAGUUUUACAGGCAUGGGUUGGGAAUCCAGAGCUUGACUUCACAAAACAGAAACGUCGUUCGAGUCACGACGGAGAUUUGUCUGAUGAGUCUUCAUUCAUCGAUCGAAUCCUGAAGGAAGAUGGGCUCAAGUCAUUGCAAGGCGACAAGAGUAUGUUCAAGGGCAUCGGCGAGGUCAUUACCAAGGCCAAAAGCACGCUAAUACAGAAUGCCGAAGCAUUUGCAGCUCGACAUCUGCCUCCUUAUAUUGAAGAAUUGUUGACUUUGAUCAAUUUUCCUUCGAGGUUAAUCCAGGAGAUCAUUCGCAGGCGUUUGUCAUAUGCGAGAAAGAUGAAGGAAUCAACGCAACAGUCGAUCAUGAUCAUAGACCAGAUGAUCUCACAGUUCCAGAUUUUGAUGCGUCUUGCUUGUCUGAUUAAGCGGCAAUAUCUUGCAAUUUCGCACCCAGAGCCCGGAUGGGAUUUGCCACCAUGCAUCGACGAGGCAUUCGACUCGGGCAUUGUUGAAGCCCUGAAGUUCUACUUCAAAAUGCUGAAUUGGAAAUUGGGUGCCAACAAAAACACUUUCCGUGAAGCAGAAAUUCUCGAACAGGAGUGGGGCUUCUCGAACGAGAUCGGACGGCAGCUCGAAAGCGGUGAUAUUGAGGUUGCAGAACAAUUUAGCUCCCUGACAGCAAAGUCGCUCCUUCGGUUAACCGCUUCAUUCGAGCGGGAACUGCGAUCCAAGCCUGACGAGACGACUCAAGAAAUGGAAAAACGAUACAAGGCGAUCCUCGAUUCGGUGCGUGUCCGGCAACGAAAGCUGUUUCGAUUUUCACGAAUUCUAAGGCAACGCUUCGAGAAUGCAACCGAAUUCAACCUAUCCAUGGACGGAGAACAGAUGCUGGGCUUCACGGAGUCACUUAUCAUGUCUGGUCACUUUCUCGUGGACAUGGGUCCGAGCAGUCCGAAAGGAGUACAUUUCAUUGCUUCUCCUUCGUUGUGGAACAGGCCCAAGGAAAUACAGUCAAUACUGGGCACAUCUUUCCACGCAGACGAUGCACCGGAAGACCCCUCGAACCCGUAUAUCUUGGUGAUGAGGCCAGAAGACGACAUGAUUUGGGAAGGACAACGUAUGGACGUCGACGUCCUGGAACUCCCCAACGAUGUCAGACUGGGCCGCCUUCGACUGGUCGCGGACGGCUCAUCUCUUCGUCUUCAAGGUGCUCGGAUGGAAUUUGCCAAUGCGAUUGGUCGAGAGCUUGACGUUGUUAUUGAGCAACGAGCCAACCUGUCGCGGGUCAAUAUGGAGCUCGGCAAGAUCAAAAAGACAACCUUUAAACUGUCAAACACCAUCAUGGAGAGUGUCGAAGUUGUGCGAUCUCAAAACGGCGGAAUUGCAAGUCCCGAGCUGGUUCAGUCAUGUUUUGCUUUUGCCACAGAAUUCGGGAAGAGGUCCUUGACAUAUAUGGAUGCGAACCGCAGAAUGAUGAACAACUUGAAGCUUACCAGGUUGGCGUUGGAUUGGAUCAGUUUCAUCUGUGAUGACUGCGAUGCUGCUGAUCGGAGGACAUUCAAAUGGGCUGUUGUCGCGUUGGAGUUCGCCAUGGCCAUGACUCGCGGACGGAACAUUCUGGACAUCAGUGAAGAAGAUUACAGACGGAUCAGGCUGAAGGUCGCUGGCUGCAUGUCAGUCCUCAUCUCACACUUCGAUAUCAUGGGCGCCAGAUCGACGUUAGCAGCACAACAGGAGAAGUCAAGGAUGGAAGCUCUCAGCGGUAUGAACAAGCGGCUGGACUUCAACAAGCUACGGAAUGACGAAGAUUGCCGCAAAGAAAUGUGUGUGGAAAGGUUGGCACAGUUGAAUGCGAUUGACCAGACACGAGAAGAGCGUGGCACCAAGACGUCUCUCGGGCGUGUGUUGGAGGGUUCGAACGAGGCCGAUCGAUCGCUUACUUUCCUGUCUGCAUCCGCGACGAACAUCACCAUGAGAUGGCAACAAGGGCAAUUCGUGGGUGGUGGAACGUUCGGUUCCGUCUAUGCUGCACUCAAUCUCGACACUGGUACUUUGAUGGCUGUCAAGGAGAUCCGUCUACAAGAUCCGCAACUGAUACCGACCAUUGUCAAACAAAUCGGCGAUGAGAUGGGUGUUUUGGCUGUUCUCGAUCAUCCCAAUAUCGUGUCGUACUACGGUAUUGAGGUGCAUCGAGACAAGGUGUACAUCUUCAUGGAGUACUGCUCUGGAGGUUCGGUCGCGGGACUGCUGGAGCAUGGCCGCAUAGAAGACGAGACAGUGAUCAUGGUCUACGCCCUGCAGAUGCUGGAAGGUCUUGCAUACCUCCAUUCGGCACACAUUGUUCACCGAGACAUCAAACCCGAGAACGUCCUCCUCGAUCAUAAUGGCGUCAUCAAAUAUGUCGAUUUUGGCGCUGCGAAGAUCAUCGCGCGUCAAGGGCAGACCAUCAUGGCUGCAGAGCAACCCGCAAAACGGGUUCCAGGUGACGGUCCACAUGGUCCGAACAACGCAGCAGUCGCCCGACAACCACAGAAGACGAUGACGGGAACCCCUAUGUACAUGUCUCCUGAGGUCAUUCGAGGCGAUGGGCCAGCAACCUCUCGAUUUUCUGGAGCUGCUGACAUCUGGUCACUUGGCUGCGUGAUACUCGAGAUGGCCACAGGGCGCCGUCCUUGGUCGACAUUGGACAACGAGUGGGCCAUCAUGUACAACAUUGCACAGGGCAAUCCGCCGCAAAUGCCCACUGAAGAUCAAUUCAGCGACAUGGGUAUUGACUUCUUGAAGAAGUGUUUCGAGCGGGAUCCUGCUAAGAGGAGUACAGCAGCUGAACUGCUACAGCAUCCGUGGAUUGUCGAAAUUCGGAAGUUGGUGGUGGAUGAUGCUGAUGCUCAAACCCCCAGAAGCGACUCUAGUGGAGGAGUAUCUUUGGUCAGUCGACAGAACUCUUCGACAAUGUGAGACAUGCAAGUUCUAUCGGGAAGGCGACCUAAAUAUAGCAAGAGCCAUGGUGUUCUACCCUUUGACAACGCAGUCAGGCAAUUCUGCUGGCUACACGUAUAU
Molecule: messenger RNA, 4637 nt
Organism: Exophiala viscosa
Lineage: Eukaryota; Fungi; Ascomycota; Eurotiomycetes; Chaetothyriales; Herpotrichiellaceae
Product: mitogen-activated protein kinase
Exons: 1
Coding region: 219-4535 (1438 amino acids)
Biological process (GO): p38MAPK cascade; protein phosphorylation
Cellular component (GO): cytoplasm
Molecular function (GO): ATP binding; MAP kinase kinase kinase activity
Source: RefSeq, a predicted model, not a curated record